AUGUCCUCGGGCGUCGAGGGCUUCUUCAUCGCGGGCCUCUCCUGCACACCCCGCUGCCACGCCGUGCCUCUGGGCACCCCGUACUUGUCGGUGAUAGACUCAUCGAUCUGGUCCCACAUGCUCGUCUUGACCAUUCCAGGACAGUACGCGUUGACGUUGAUCCCGUGCGGCCCGAGCUCGAUGGCGGACGCCUGCCGCGCGUCGCUUCUUCUGCUCAAUCUCGGUGGCCAGAGUGUUGAGGUUUUCCCUUUGGCUCUCCAUGUCGUUGAUGACGAUAUCGUUUCCAUCGUCUGCGAGGCGAAGGGCUAUGGCUCGCCCAAUGCCUUGAGAGGAUCCGGUUACGAUGGCAACGGGCAUGGUGAAUAG
Parascedosporium putredinis is the source of this 366-nucleotide messenger RNA. Lineage: Eukaryota; Fungi; Ascomycota; Sordariomycetes; Microascales; Microascaceae. The record is from the annotation of a GenBank genome assembly.